This is a messenger RNA of Sardina pilchardus (European sardine), 3247 nucleotides long. It is a transcript of the gene capn3b, whose product is annotated as calpain 3b. Gene Ontology annotation, cellular component: cytoplasm. The coding region runs from base 112 to 2352 and encodes 746 amino acids. The transcript is spliced from 20 exons. NCBI's taxonomy places the organism in Eukaryota, Metazoa, Chordata, Actinopteri, Clupeiformes, Clupeidae. Gene Ontology annotation, molecular function: calcium-dependent cysteine-type endopeptidase activity; calcium ion binding. Gene Ontology annotation, biological process: proteolysis; negative regulation of apoptotic process. The record is from RefSeq and is a predicted model, not a curated record.
UUGCUAAGAAAGUUUCUCUCACUUUGGCAAUCUCAUUUUGUGGCUAAAAAUUCAGCCUUUCUUCUUCACUUCUUCUGCUGACAUUUCUCGUGACCCCCCUGGACAUCAAACAUGAAGGGCGCAAGGAGGGAAGAGAGGAGGGCGGAGAAGGGCAGAGAACAAGAGAAAGUGACGACCAAAACUGUGAAACAGACCCACGCAGCCCCAUUGGUUGGGACUACCUUGGUGGCCCCCACCUGCGGAUCUCCUGCUAACACCUAUUCCGCCAUCUUGAGCCGCAACGAAGCUGUGAAAGACGCCAAACGGCUAAAGAACUUCCUGGAGCUCAGAGACAAGUACGUCCAGAAGAAGGUGGUGUUUGAGGACCCCCUGUUCCCUGCUAACAACUCCUCACUAUUCUACAGCUGCCCGCCUCCAAUUAAAAUUGUGUGGAAACGGCCAUCAGAGAUCUGUGAAAAUCCCCAGUUCAUCAUUGGCGGAGCAGACCGAACUGACAUCUGCCAAGGAGACCUUGGUGACUGCUGGCUUCUUGCAGCCAUUGCUUGCUUGACGCUGAAUGAAAAACUGCUGUAUAAGGUCAUCCCACCAGACCAGAGCUUUACCAAAAACUAUGCUGGGAUCUUCCACUUCCAGUUCUGGCGUUAUGGGGAAUGGGUUGACGUCGUGGUGGACGACCGCAUCCCAACGUGCAACAACCAGCUGGUCUUCACAAGUUCUGGGAAGAAGAAUGAGUUCUGGAGCGCUCUCCUGGAGAAGGCGUAUGCCAAGCUCCACGGCUCCUAUGAGGCUCUGAAGGGAGGUAAUGCUCUGGAGGCCAUGGAGGACUUCACCGGAGGCGUAACGGAGUUCUUCGAGGUCCAGGAGGCGCCCAAGGAGUUGUUCACAAUCAUGAGGAAGGCCCUGGAAAGAGGAUCCCUCAUGGGAUGCUCCAUAGAUCAAGUCGUCGCAAGAGAACAGACGUGCAAAACCUCCAGUGGCUUAGUGAAAGGACAUGCCUACUCCAUCACCGCUGUUGAAGAGGGGCCCCAGAAGGUCUUGAAGGACACCCGGAUUCGUCUGGUGCGCCUGCGUGACCCCUGGGGCAUGGAUGCCUCCCCGACGUGCAUGUCCAAGGACUGGACAACCCUCGCCCAGUCCGACCAGGACAAGAAGAGGCUGGAGCCGAUUGAGGAGGGCGAGUUUUGGAUGUCUUUCCAGAACUUCCAGAAGCAUUUCACCAAGCUGGAGAUCUGUAAUCUGACCCCUGACACCCUUCAGGAUGACAGCACCAGCAACUGGAAGGUGACUGUCAACGAGGGCCGUUGGGUAAAGGGCUGUUCGGCUGGGGGUUGCCGGAACUACCCAGACACAUUUUGGACGAAUCCUCAGUACCGCAUCUGUCUCCUGGAGGAGGACGACAACCCGGAUGAUGAGGAGAGGGGUUGCACUGUUGUCAUAGCCCUCAUGCAGAAGGGCCGGCGGAAAGCGCGCCACCUAGGGGCGGUCCUCCACACCGUCGGCUUCUUCGUCUACGAGGUGCCUACUUCUUAUAAACAGAGCUCACAGGGGCCUCUGCCCAAGGACUUCUUCCUGUACACCAGCUCGGUGGCUAAGAGCAAGUCCUAUGUCAACCUCCGGGAGGUGACUGAGCGUGUGCGGCUGAUGCCAGGCGAGUACGUCAUUGUGCCAUCGACCUUUGACCCUCACAAGGAGAGCGAGUUCAUUUUGAGGAUCUUCACAGAAAAGAAGAGCACAUCAGAGGUGAUUGAGGGAGAGAUUGAGGCUGAUGAACCCGAGGAAGACAUAAAGAAGAAGCUGAAGCCAGGCAUACCUGAGGAGGAGGAAGAGACUGAGGAGCAAAGGCAAUUCAGACUCAUUUACCAACAGAUUGCUGGCGAGGACAUGGAGAUUUGUGCCAAUGAGCUCAAAGGUGUCUUGAACAGGGUGGUGGCUAGACACGCUGAGCUGAAGACGGCACAGUUUACCUUGGAAAGCUGUAGGAGCAUGAUCGCACUGAUGGAUACAGACGGAAGUGGCAAACUCAACUUUCAGGAGUUCAAACACCUGUGGAACAAGAUCAAAGAUUGGCGGGUGAUCUUCAAACGCUACGAUCUGGAUAACUCUGGUACCAUCAAGAGCUUUGAGAUGAGGAAUGCUGUGGAGGAUGCAGGCUUCCACCUCAAUAACCAGCUCUAUAACAUCAUAACAAUGCGUUAUGCUGAUGAGAACAUGGAGCUGGACUUUGACAGUUACAUCUGCUGUCUGGUUCGGCUUGAGGGGAUGUUUCGGGCAUUUAAGGCCUUUGAUAAAGAUGGCGAGGGCAUGAUCAAGCUCAGUGUUCUUGAGUGGCUCCAACUGACAAUGUAUGCCUAGGCCAAGAGGAGUAACUCUACAUGGUGCUUUUUCACUAAUGGUGCUAAAUGGUCACUAAAGAACUGGACGUCCCUUCUAACCUCAAACAUGACCAAGAUGGAUGUGAGUAAGACCCAGUUGGGUCCCUGUCAUUGGAUAUUUGCACAGCGCCAUCACAGGAAGGAGACACAUCCAGGUGCCCUCUGGUCAUGUGUCUGUCAUGUAUGAAGCCACUUGAAGCAAGGACUGGAUGUUUUUUAAAAAGAUAACUUGUGGUUACUACGACAGCCCUCAAGCUGCUGUAUCUACUGUAUGUGUCAAUCAAUCUUGUUCAAACCUCCGACAUGGUCUGUUGACUUGAAAAUAGGUUGAUGAUUAGAGAUGGUAUAAUGUUGUACGCCUUUCAUUAUACACCUUCUAUUUUUAACUUUGCUAUGUGGUAAAGUUCGCUUAAAAUUAAUUAUGUAAAUAGAUCCUCAACUGACCUUAUUACAGCCGUAAUAAGGAGGUGCACCAAGUCGAGGACAGAAAGGCUGUGGUGAAAUAUCUCCUGUCCUGAACACCAGAGGGCGCUAUAGCAAUAUGAUUGGAUUUCUAUUUUGAUUAAGGUUCAAACAUGUACCUGUAGCACAUACCCAUAUCAGGUUGCCUCAAUUUGCCCAGUCAGUCCAUUAUUUUGGAUUCACCAACUCAGGAACAUAACAGAUUUGCAUCCAAAAGGAUAUCUUUAUUACGAAGAUAACAAUAAUUUGGUUCAGUUUUGAGUUAGAAUGCAAUACCUGUCAAUGUAAUCAAGAAAUGCUGUGAAACAACAAAAUGAAACUGUCAGUGCCUACUGCUCGAGAACCUACCUCGAGUCCCAAGGGGGCUAAUCUGAUGAGGCACUUUUAAGGCUGUAUACUUUUAAGUCCUUAUU